Scomber japonicus (chub mackerel) is the source of this 5217-nucleotide messenger RNA. RefSeq names its product argonaute RISC component 4 (gene ago4). Lineage: Eukaryota; Metazoa; Chordata; Actinopteri; Scombriformes; Scombridae. Gene Ontology annotation, molecular function: RNA binding; protein binding. The coding region runs from base 152 to 2800 and encodes 882 amino acids. The transcript has 19 exons. The record is from RefSeq and is a predicted model, not a curated record.
UCAGUCAGUCCAGUCAGCCGUCAUCCACGCAUUUAUCUAUAUUCCCUUUUUCUUAAAUUAGCCACUUUUAAGCUUCGCGAUACCGCCCCCAAUUUCAGCCUCGGUACGGAGCCGCCAGGCCGGGACAGAGACGGAGAGAGAGGCCUCGGCCAUGGAAGCGCUCGGACCCGGCCCGCCCGCCCCUCCCUCUCUGUUUCAGCCUCCGCGGCGUCCCGGCCUCGGCACGGUGGGGAAACCCAUCCGGCUCCUUGCCAACCACUUCCAGGUGCAGAUUCCCAAGAUUGAUGUCUAUCACUAUGAUAUCGACAUCAAGCCUGAGAAACGGCCGCGGAGGGUCAACAGGGAGGUGGUGGAUACCAUGGUGCGGCACUUCAAGAUGCAGAUCUUUGGAGAUCGACAGCCUGGCUACGACGGGAAGAGGAACAUGUACACAGCACAUCCACUGCCCAUCGGGAGAGACAGGGUGGAUCUGGAGGUGACCCUGCCUGGCGAGGGGAAAGAUCAGACGUUCAAGGUGUCCCUGCAGUGGGUGUCCGUGGUCAGUCUCCAGAUGUUGCUCGAAGCUCUCUCGGGUCACCUCAACGAGGUUCCCGAGGACUCCGUUCAGGCUCUGGAUGUCAUCACGCGUCAUCUGCCUUCCAUGAGGUAUACUCCAGUGGGGCGUUCGUUUUUCUCCCCUCCGGAGGGCUACUAUCAUCCUCUGGGUGGAGGGAGGGAGGUGUGGUUUGGUUUCCAUCAGUCUGUCCGUCCUGCCAUGUGGAACAUGAUGCUCAACAUCGAUGUGUCGGCCACUGCUUUCUACCGUGCUCAGCCUGUGAUAGAGUUCAUGUGUGAGGUGCUAGAUAUUCAGAACAUCAACGAACAAACCAAGCCGCUGACCGACUCGCAGCGUGUCAAAUUCACUAAGGAAAUAAGAGGGUUAAAAGUUGAGGUCACACACUGCGGUCAAAUGAAGAGGAAAUAUCGUGUGUGUAAUGUCACGCGCCGACCUGCCAGCCACCAAACGUUCCCCUUACAGCUCGAGAACGGCCAAGCCAUGGAGUGCACAGUAGCUCAGUAUUUCAAGCAGAAGUACAAUCUGCAGCUCAAGUAUCCACAUUUGCCCUGUUUGCAAGUAGGACAGGAACAGAAGCACACCUAUCUUCCCUUGGAGGUGUGUAACAUAGUAGCAGGCCAGCGCUGUAUCAAGAAGCUAACAGACAACCAGACAUCCACCAUGAUCAAAGCUACGGCGCGCUCGGCCCCUGACAGACAAGAAGAAAUCAGCAGACUGGUCAAAAGCAACAGCAUGGUUGGGGGCCCGGACCCUUAUCUGAAGGAAUUUGGCAUUGUGGUGCACAACGACAUGACAGAAGUGACGGGGCGUGUCCUCCCAGCACCCAUGCUACAGUAUGGGGGCCGAGUGAGUACAGACACCGGGAGGGACUGCGGCAGGGGACUCUCUCCGCAGAAUAAAACCGUGGCCACGCCCAAUCAGGGCGUUUGGGACAUGAGGGGGAAGCAGUUCUAUGCUGGCAUCGAAAUCAAGGUCUGGGCCGUGGCCUGCUUCGCUCCACAGAAACAAUGUCGAGAGGACCUGCUCAAGAGCUUCACUGACCAGCUACGAAAGAUCUCAAAGGAUGCUGGGAUGCCCAUUCAGGGUCAGCCAUGUUUCUGUAAAUACGCCCAAGGAGCGGACAGCGUGGAGCCUAUGUUCAAACACCUCAAGAUGUCUUACGUAGGCCUGCAGCUGAUUGUGGUCAUCCUGCCUGGCAAAACACCGGUCUAUGCUGAGGUGAAGCGGGUGGGAGACACCCUCCUCGGCAUGGCCACCCAGUGCGUGCAGGUGAAGAACGUAGUGAAGACGUCCCCGCAGACCCUCUCCAACCUCUGCCUCAAGAUCAACGCCAAGCUGGGCGGCAUCAACAACGUCCUGGUGCCUCAUCAGAGGCCCUCCGUGUUCCAGCAGCCAGUCAUCUUCCUGGGUGCAGACGUCACACAUCCUCCAGCAGGUGACGGGAAGAAGCCGUCCAUCGCAGCCGUGGUGGGCAGCAUGGACGGUCACCCCAGCCGUUACUGCGCCACAGUGAGAGUCCAGACAUCUCGACAGGACAUGUCCCAGGUAAAUUCUGAGCAACUCUUUAGCCAGGAGGUCAUUCAAGACUUGACCAACAUGGUGCGGGAGCUGCUCAUCCAGUUCUACAAGUCGACACGCUUCAAGCCCACACGCAUCAUCUAUUACCGUGGCGGCGUGUCGGAGGGACAAAUGAAACAGGUUGCAUGGCCGGAGCUGAUAGCCAUCAGGAAGGCAUGUAUCAGUCUGGAGGAGGAUUACAGGCCGGGUAUUACCUACAUUGUGGUUCAGAAACGCCACCACACUCGUCUUUUCUGCUCUGACAAAGCUGAGAGGGUCGGGAAGAGUGGUAACGUCCCAGCUGGCACCACAGUGGACAGCACCAUCACACAUCCGUCCGAGUUCGACUUCUACCUGUGCAGCCAUGCUGGGAUCCAGGGAACAAGUCGUCCCUCCCACUACCACGUCCUGUGGGAUGACAACUGUUUCACGGCCGAUGAACUGCAGCUCCUCACCUACCAGCUGUGCCACACCUACGUCCGCUGCACGCGCUCUGUCUCCAUCCCAGCACCGGCCUACUACGCCAGACUAGUGGCUUUCCGUGCCCGCUACCACCUGGUGGACAAAGACCAUGACAGUGCUGAAGGCAGCCAUGUAUCGGGCCAGAGUAACGGCCGGGACCCCCAGGCGUUGGCCAAGGCAGUUCAGAUCCAUUAUGAUACCCAGCACACCAUGUACUUCGCCUGAGCUAGCGAGCACGUCAGCCAGUCCACCUGCGGACUCCCUUCUGUCUUUUUAAAUCUUUUUAUUUGCCAGUCUCUCUUUCUCUCUUCUUCUUCUCCCAUAUCUUUCUCUCCUUGUAGUCUGUCUCUUUCUCUUCAUACUCACUCUACAUUUUCUAAAUCUGCACCAAAGCGGCUCUUGGACAGGGGAAUCUGCUGUGUCCCAACGUCCAGCAGCUUUUAUUUCACGGAACAAGCUCCAACCAGCGUUCCCAACCGAGCCGUCGUUCUAACCAGCAAUCCAGCACUGCAAACCCAGAGGGUUUCCAAUGCACAGAAGAAAAAAAACAAAAAAAACAACGAAAAAACAAAAACAAACCAUACACACAUACUACAAGUUGAGCCAUUAUUUUGUGUUUGUUUUUGUUUUUUCUAUUUGAAUGUCUGCACUCUUGUGUUUUUAAAGAUACACUGAGCAAGGGAGUGGAUUGGCACAGUCUGUGUCAGCGCAGCUCUUUAGCUCUCCCAGCUAAGCAGGACUCUUAUCUACUUUUACCUCAAAGCCCUUUUGGGCAAAAUCUGUCACAAGGUCUUGGGUUUAUUGGGUGGCGGGGAGGGAACUCUACAUGAAGAGAUGGAGGGGAGUCGACCUUUUGAGAAUGAUAUAUAUAUUUUUUCCUUUUUAUGAGCGUGUGUUUUAACUUUUUCUCCUUCACGGUCUUUUACAAGCGAGGUGAUCUGGGUGUCCAUGCCCAUUACUACUUUCCUCCCAUCUUGGCAACGAAUACGCAAGUCUGUAUGCGUGUAAGCGUGUGUGUGUGUGUGUGUGCGUGCGCGCAUCUCUGUAUAUACGUACAUGUACUGCUGUUUGUGAGUGUGUUUGUGUGUGCAUGUGUGUAUUUCAUGGCAGGCCACUGAAUUGUAAAGGGAAAUCAAGGAGAUAACUGCUGUAAAUUCCUCAGAUUUGUUGUUUUUAUAUUCACACAUACAGUACAUAUAAACAUAUAUUUACAUCUAUAGAGCAACUUUGAGACAUAUGACUUAAUCAGGCCUCACAGAGGCUGGUGUGGGUAUUUGUAGCAGUCCUGGGUCGCUUAUUAACUGAAGUGAUUUAAGUAGCAGCUUGAACGGUUAUGGUGGGAUUUGCACCUUUGGGAACUAGCUGUUCCUUUUUGUGCUUCAAGCGAUCAUUGAAUCCCAGGAAGUAAAAAGUAACUUAAUCCAUUUCAGGUAGUAAGUGAAGCCAGGUCUGACGUGUAGCAGUAGUAACCGUGGUCUGGCCUGUGACUGGCUCAGCAUUGGGACCUGUUGAAUGGCUGACGGCAUUAAACACAGAGUUUGGUCUUAUCCGCCUCGCUUUCUGUGUGAAAAGCAGGAUCUUAUUUUUCUUUGGACCUGAUUAUCUGAAAGAUUAUAUGAGAACACUGUUCGACAUUGCUUUUCCUUUUUUUUUUUUUUUUUUUUUUCUUGUUUUAAGUAGUUUUAAAGUAGUUUCAAGGGCCGGAAACCAACGUAGUUUUUUUUGUUUUGAUUUGUUUUUUUGUGAGGUCUCCUUUGCUAAUACUGGCCAAUUCAUUGCACUGACCCGGGACGCUAGGCAAGCAACAGAGGGCACUCUCAAUCUCUCUUUACCUGUAUGCAUUUAUACAUACGAAUCAACAAAGCAGAUUUGUAAAAGUUUAAUAUAAGAUGUUUUGUGGUUAUCUUAAAAAAAACUGUUUAGGAUUAGUAGUUUACCAUUGAUGUUGUUGUUGUUAUUGUUGUUGUCAAUGUUGUUACUAUUGUGAUGAAAUUUUAAGGUUGGCAGCAAAGCCAGUUAUAUAGUUACUAGUGCGACUUCAGGAAAUAGAUUAAGUUGUUGAGCUGCAGGUUUAAAGGGGGGUAGAGCUUUGGGUUGGAAAUUUUUUGUAGCAUUUUGGCUAAUGGUGAGAAGACUUAAGCCCAAGGAUGGAUGAAUUCAUGCUUCCUCUGUAGGUUCUGAUCUGAAGAAAAGGUUAGAGGGAGAUUCGAGGUAUUGUGUAGCACUCCCGACUGGUUUUAAAAACAGAUCUACAGCUGUGCAUCACUCAGCUGGUGUCGGUUAGUUGUGAUUAGAUAGAUGGAGACAAUCGGGGAUUUGUAAUCAGAGUGAACCUAGAUUGAGGGAUUUGUUUAAAAAAACGGUUUGCGAUAGGCAAUGAGUUGAAUUUUUAGACUUUUUAAAAAAUGGUUUCUAUUACUCUGUGUGUAUUUGAAGUAUACCCAUCUUAAAGUCUCUAUUUAACAGUGUUUUUUCCUAUUUUUAUGCAUUUUUAACACUGGAUUAAAUGAAUUGACAAUAAGCAUAAGCACUGCCCUGGGACCCCCGUGUACAAACACUCAGCUAACUGUUACCAUGGACACCGCAGUAACACCACCAGAAGUGCUGUGGUGACAGUUGCACAAGUGGUGCCCCCUGGUGUU